Molecule: messenger RNA, 1035 nt
Organism: Plasmodium fragile
Lineage: Eukaryota; Apicomplexa; Aconoidasida; Haemosporida; Plasmodiidae
Exons: 2
Coding region: 1-1035 (344 amino acids)
Biological process (GO): DNA repair; DNA-templated DNA replication
Cellular component (GO): DNA replication factor C complex; nucleus
Molecular function (GO): ATP binding; DNA clamp loader activity; DNA binding
Source: RefSeq, a predicted model, not a curated record
AUGGCGGAAGUUCAAAUCCAGAAGAUAGAAGAACUCACACCAUGGGUGGAAAAGUACAGGCCAAACGUGCUGAAUGACAUAAUUUCGCACGAACAAGUCAUAUCCACAAUCCAGAAGUUUGUGGAAAAGGGAGAAUUGCCCCACUUGCUGUUACAUGGGCCCCCAGGGACAGGAAAGACAUCCACCAUUUUAGCUGUGUGCAAAGAACUGUAUGGUGAGUCACGAGGAUCCUUUGUAUUAGAAUUAAACGCAUCUGACGAUAGAGGAAUAAGUGUAGUUCGAGAUCAAAUAAAAACAUUUGCAGAAUCGAAAAAUCAUUACAAUACGUGCGAAAAGACUUCGCUAAAAUUAAUCAUUUUGGAUGAAGCAGAUCAUAUGACCUACCCCGCACAAAAUGCCAUGAGAAGAAUCAUGGAAAACUAUGCUAAGAAUGUCCGCUUCUGCUUAUUAUGUAAUUAUGUAAAUAAGAUAACCCCAGCAAUUCAAUCGAGGUGUACCUCAUUCAGAUUUUCUCCCCUCAAGAAAGAAAAUAUGGUUAAUAAAGCCCUAGAUAUUGCCAAAUCAGAAAAUGUGGAUCUCACGAAGGAUGGAUUGGAGAGUCUCAUACAUGUUGGACGAGGAGACAUGAGAAGAAUUUUAAAUUGUUUACAAGUCGUUUCAUUGAGUCAUAAAAAUAUGACCAUUGAUCAGAACGUUAUUUUGUCAACGUUAGACAUACCUUUACCGCAAGAGGUUAAAGACAUAUUAGGACAUUUAACUAAAAGUACCAUCAAAGAAUCGUACGAAUUUGUUACCAAAUUACAGAGCACUAAGGGAUACUCAAUAAAGGAUAUUAUGGUGAAUCUCUAUGAAUCCAUUUUAACUUAUGAUUUUCCUGACUCUGCCGUGUGCCUGUUACUUAAAAAUUUUGGUGAAAUCGAGGAAAGGUGUUCCUCUGGGGCUAACGAACAAAUCACUCUGUCCGCCUUAAUCAGCGCGUUCAUAGAAUUCAGAACUGAGCUCUUUAGAAUGAAGUACGACAUGAAUAAUAUAUAA